CGCUUGUAGCGGCACCGAUUUAAACUUUUGAGAGGAACUCUGGACACAAGACAUCUAAAGCAGCUGCUGCCCACCAACUGGAAUAUUAACCUGCUGUAACACUGUAAUUACCCGGAUCUCAACGCCUUUUACAUUCAAUCAUAACAAGUUGUUGAAUCCGUGAUCAUUAUGAUUUUUAAUAAGGGGAGAGUAAGCAGCGCUUUUUUAAUAUCUUGGAUGUACUUUGUCUACAUUUCCUCGGGAAUGGAAACUACAAUUGACCCAACUGCUGAAUCUAUCACUUUAAGUGACAUCAUAGGCAAUGCCACAGAAUGGAUGAUGGAUUUCACCGACAUUGAGUCCAAGUUUUCUUUUCGGACCCUUGAAGAACCAGAAGACGAUCUAUGCUACAUAGUUCCCGGUCAACCCCAAUCCAUCAAAGACUGCAACUUCAAUACAGAAACCAAGACUUUCAUAGUUAUUCAUGGAUGGACGGUCACGGGUAUGUUUGAGAGCUGGGUUCCCAAACUGGUAACAGCUCUUUAUGAACGAGAGCCCACAGCCAAUGUUAUUGUGGUGGACUGGUUGUCCCGUGCGCAACAACAUUACCCAACAUCAGCCUCCUACACAAAACUAGUUGGCAAAGACGUGGCCAAAUUUGUCAACUGGUUACAGGCUGAAAUUGAUUAUCCUUGGGAAAAGCUGCAUCUGUUGGGUUACAGUCUUGGCGCCCAUGUUGCAGGAAUCGCUGGCCUUCUCACCAAACAUAAAGUUAACAGAAUCACAGGCAUGGAUCCUGCUGGCCCGACCUUUGAGUAUGCAGAUUCCCUAAGCACUCUUUCUCCAGACGACGCCAAUUUCGUUGAUGUUCUUCACACCAACACCCGUGGUUCUCCAGAUCGUAGCAUUGGGAUUCAGAGGCCUGUGGGACACAUAGACAUCUACCCCAAUGGUGGGACCUUCCAACCUGGCUGCGAUCUCCAAAACACGAUGUUAAUGGUGGCCACUACUGGUUUGAGAAAUAUGGAUCAGAUUGUGAAGUGCUCUCACGAGCGCUCCAUUCACCUCUUCAUUGACUCUCUGGUGAACCAGGACCAUCAGAGCAUGGCUUUCCGCUGCAGCUCCAGAGACAGCUUUAACAAGGGCAUGUGCCUCAGCUGCCGUAAGAACCGCUGCAACAAGGUGGGAUACGCAGUCAACAAAAUUCGCACGCGCAGGAGCAGCAAGAUGUACAUGAAAACCAGAGAGAUGAUGCCAUAUAAAGUUUUCCAUUAUCAAGUGAAGGUCCACUUCUUUGGAAAGACACAAUUAAGCUACACUGACCAGCCCAUGAAGAUCUCAUUGUAUGGAAUGCACGGCGAGAAGGAGAAUAUUCCCUACAUUAUGCCUACCUUGACCACAAACAGCACCGUGUCUUUCCUGUUGACCACGGAUGCAGACAUCGGAGAGCUGCUGAUGGUUAAACUUCUCUGGGAGAAAGACACGCUCAUCAGCUGGCCUUGGUGGAACUCCGACACCUUCCACAUUCGCAAACUGCGCAUCAAGUCUGGAGAGACACAAUCAAAGAUCAUCUUUAGUGCAAAGGAAAGUGAAUUUUCCUACCUUUCCCGUGGAGGUGAGGCGGCCGUCUUUGUGAAAGACAAAGAAGCCCAGUCAAGCCGCAAAAACCAGAGAUUGCACAAGAUGAAGAUGCACGGCAGUUCAUUCAAACAGAACACUGAGUAAAGACACGUCAAAAUCCACCUCUGCUGGGAUCUGGCACAGAAUCUGCCAGGGAAAACUGGAAUGGUAGAAUCUGGCCUUUCCCGUGUAUAUUCGGACUAACAACCUUCACCCAACCCAAGUCCAGGAGCACAUUCUGCAAGAAACCACAUCUUGAAAAUGUUACUGCUGUGCAGUUUUAAAACAAAAACAAAUCUUUUUGGAAACAUCACAGGUCUGGCUAGACAAUCUUUUCUGAAAUGGUUUAAUACAUACAAUAUUAAUUUUGUCUCCAUGUAAUAUAUUUAUGCAAGUAAUCUGUUCCGAUCUAUCUAAAAGUGACUUGCACUUAGCUAACAGGGUUUGCUAGUUGUCCACCAAAGAGACUUUCAUUUUUGAGAAAAGAAACAGCCACUCGAAAUUAUAUGGAUUGUUGCAUUUAUCAGUAUUAUUCCACUUAGAGACUGAACAACUAGGUUAUUUAUGCCUUUGUUUGGUUGUACUGUGAAUUAAGUUGUACCAAAGCAGUUUUCUAGCUAUGCUAAUCCUCUUUGCCUCAGUUCCGAAAGCAAAACUUUCAGACUUGUCUUUGUUGCAGCCAUAAGUCAGUCUGAAUGAAAUGCUUUAACAAAACAAAAUGGGACCAAAUCCUCUCUCUCUUUCUCUCUCUGCUGAAUCAAGAUGAAAUGAUUAUUGUAAAUAUUUGUAAUUUGUCAUUAUAUAUACUUACAAACAGCUCUUCAGAUGUCUACCUUUCUUUCUUUUCUUGGGUUAUUGUGUCUGGCACAGGUCACUUUAAAGGCUUUGCCUCCCUUUGAUUUAGUUUGUUUCGGUAAAUCGAGCAAAAUCAACAAACAUUUCUGCCACUUUUGAUUUGUUUCCCGUCACAGACUUUUAAAGCACUUCAGAAGUUCUUUUAUCUGGAUUUCCUGAAUGCAAUGAGGCAAGAAACUACUUUCGUUCACACUUGAGCCAGCCAACACUUAAUUUGAUCUAAGAAAAAACAAAUGUUUUUUUUUUCAGGCCUGAUAGUGUUGACUGCUCCGCAUAAUAGCCAGAAAUACAUCAAAACUGUUCUUUCUUCCUAUUUAUUGAAUGUACAUAUUUGUAUAUUAAGCACAUAGUAUAUGUAUACAAUGAUUCUGUGGUGCUCUUGCCUCUCUUUCGAGUUAUGUAGCCUUUCUAUUUUUAUAAACAUUUUUCAAACAUUGACUGAUUGAAGUUGCAGGAAGGAGAUGAGCUGAACCGUAUUUGGUCAACUGUUGUGAUCGUAUGAAUUUAUAAGCCGUGCACUGUAUGAUGUCAUUUUAAUAAACGUUAUGUUGCAGUA
Messenger RNA from Danio aesculapii, 3010 nucleotides. RefSeq names its product lipoprotein lipase a (gene lpla). Gene Ontology annotation, molecular function: apolipoprotein binding; lipoprotein lipase activity. Bases 169 to 1704 code for a protein of 511 amino acids. Gene Ontology annotation, biological process: lipid metabolic process. Lineage: Eukaryota; Metazoa; Chordata; Actinopteri; Cypriniformes; Danionidae. The record is from RefSeq and is a predicted model, not a curated record. The transcript has 10 exons.